Eublepharis macularius is the source of this 2253-nucleotide messenger RNA. Its product is annotated as heparan sulfate glucosamine 3-O-sulfotransferase 4-like. The record is from RefSeq and is a predicted model, not a curated record. Gene Ontology annotation, molecular function: [heparan sulfate]-glucosamine 3-sulfotransferase activity. Bases 37 to 1137 code for a protein of 366 amino acids. Lineage: Eukaryota; Metazoa; Chordata; Lepidosauria; Squamata; Eublepharidae. The transcript is spliced from 3 exons.
ACAGGAUGCGGCCGGGGCUGGGCGCGGGCAGGCGGCAUGGCCCCCCCGCCUAAGGGCCCCGCCGCCCGCAAGCUGCUCUGCAUGUGCACCCUGUCGCUCUGCCUCACCUACGCCUGCUACAGCCUGAUGGGGGGGCCCGGCGGCCGCCGCGCCCCGCUCGCCGCCCGCGCCGCCCCCAGCGCCUCCGCGCCGCCCGCCAGCCCCGCCAGCCCCGCCGCCGAGCCCUCCCGCGCCGGGGCCCCAGCCUGGCUCCGCACGCCGCCGCCGGACGCCAGCCCCGGCCCCAGCCGCAGCAGCAGCAGCCCCGGCCCCGGCGGCGCCCCAGCCACCACGCCGGACUACGGCGAGAAGCGGCUGCCGCAAGCGCUGAUCAUCGGCGUGAAGAAAGGGGGGACCCGCGCCCUGCUCGAAGCGCUCCGGGCGCACCCCGACGUGCGCGCCGUCGGCACCGAGCCCCACUUCUUCGACCGCAACUACGCCAAGGGCCUCGACUGGUACAGAGAUGUGAUGCCCAAGACCCUGGAAGGACAGCUCACCAUGGAGAAAACGCCCAGCUAUUUUGUCACCAGUGAGGCUCCCAAGCGCAUCCACUCCAUGGCCAAAGACACCAAGCUGAUUGUGGUGGUGCGCAACCCAGUGACCAGAGCUAUCUCCGACUACACACAAACCCUCUCCAAGAAGCCAGACAUCCCUACUUUUGAGGUGCUGGCCUUCAAGAACCGAACACUUGGGCUGAUCGACGCCUCCUGGAGUGCCAUCCGGAUCGGGAUCUAUGCACUGCACCUAGAGAACUGGCUCCAGUAUUUUCCUCUCUCACAGAUCCACUUUGUUAGCGGCGAGCGGCUCAUUGCAGAUCCUGCCGGGGAGAUGGCCAAAGUGCAAGACUUUCUGGGUCUCACGAGGGUGGUGACAGAGAAAUUCUUCUACUUCAAUAAGACCAAGGGGUUCCCUUGCCUCAAGAAGCCCGAGGACAGCAGCGCUCCCCGGUGCCUUGGCAAGUCCAAAGGCCGAACUCACCCCACGAUAGACCAGAACGUGAUCCAGAGGCUGCGGAAGUUUUACAAGCCCUUCAACGUCAUGUUUUACCAAAUGACAGGAGAGGAUUUCCAAUGGGAGCAGGAAGAGGAGGAGAAGUGAAGCCCGGAGGGAGGUGCCGUCUCCUCUCCAGUGAACCUGCUGGCGGCUGGAGAAGCGCCUACCUUUCCUAGCCUGAGAUCCAUGACCUUUUCUGCCACGUCAAUAGCCAAAGCUCCCUUUUUGCACCUGGACAAAGUACACUCGCCUCCCCCAUGUUCCCAGAGUAGCAGGGGUCUGAGUGUGGAGGCUGUCCCAUGGACACAUCUCUGGGACCCUCAGCAGCCCUAGCAGAACCGAGUCUGUGUCUUUGUGGUCUUUGUGCAUUCAGAGAGGAAGGAUGGAUGGCUGCCUAUCGAAAAAGGGAAGACCACCGUUUGGCAACAGUUUGUGGAAACCUCGACCUGUUCAGAGUGCCCUUGCUGCGAAAGACAAUGUCUGUACUAAGAUGUGGUUUUCUCGAAGGGAGAAGAGCUACUUCAUGCAUCCUGCCUACAUCAGCGUAUUUCCAGAUAUUUAUUUUUGAUAUGGCCGGAGCCCUUGAGACCGGCAGGUGGAAGCCAGAGGAAAAAGUCUUUCUAUGGAAGCAGGGCUGUUUCGUGGGUGGUGGCGAGAACCGCGCCCAGGUGUUCCUCCCCAAAACAAUCUGCAGGGCUUUGUUGGUUUGUGUGACCCUCGGCUUCCCUGCAGAGAUGAUUUCACUGUGUGGGCAUGCUGAGGAAGAAGAGCCAGGUUGUUGGGGUGCCUCCUCAGCUCUGCUCCUCUGCGUUUGCUUGGCAGGACAAUUGUCUUCCGAGGAAGCUGCCAGCUCAGAGAAUGCUGCCUCUGUGCCCCCCACCCCCCUCUGGUCUCCCCUUUUUAGAUGUCAGCAUUCUCCUGCACACGAGAUUGAAUUUUGUAUUUGAUUUCAAUUAGCAAAGCAGAAAUUAUAUUUAAUUUUCUACUCAAAGAGACUGGAUGAUUUAUUGUCCUGAGAAGCUUGGGAUAUAAUUGUUCAGAGACUAACAAUGGAAGGAUUCACAGCUAGACUGCUACGCUGCCUCCCUGGCCGUCACCCCCCCCCCCCCGCCGCGCCUCUGCCUGUCCGUGUCAUCAUCCUUGACUUGAAAGUUAGGAUAAUGCCAGAUGUGAACCUGGAGCCAAACCGUUCUUCACAAUAAAAACAUUGCAACUGCUGAA